CCUUCGUAUCCUUACGUAAUGACGUAAGACGCCCAAAGAACAAACCGACGCAUGAUCUAAGAGAAAGAGGCGCCGGCGAACAAGAGGACAUGGCUGUGAACGUAUAUUCCACCUCAGUGACUAGCGACAAUCUGAGUCGCCAUGACAUGCUCGCAUGGAUCAAUGAGUCUCUACAGAUGAACUUCACCAAGAUCGAGCUUUUAUGUUCAGGCGCAGCUUACUGCCAGUUCAUGGACAUGCUGUUCCCAGGCUGCAUACCUUUGAAGAAAGUUAAAUUUGGUGCAAAGUUAGAACAUGAAUACAUUCACAAUUUUAAGAUAUUGCAGGCUGCCUUCAAGAAAAUGGGAGUUGACAAAAUUAUCCCGGUUGACAAAUUGGUCAAGGGCAAAUUUCAAGACAAUUUUGAGUUUGUUCAGUGGUUUAAGAAGUUCUUUGAUGCCAACUAUGAUGGAAAAGACUACGACCCAGUGGAAGCACGACAGGGCCAGGACACCAUGCCUGCACCCAACCCUUCCAUGCCUGCCCUCAGCAAGCCCAAGAAGAUCAUGAAUGCAGCACCACAGAGAGCAGCUGUUGCCAAGGUAACACCCAAGAUGGCGGCGCCUGGCUCUGCGCGGAGACCUGGUGCUGGUGGUGAUGAUGAAAGGGCAGAGCUUAUUCAAGAGUUAAACAUCUUGAAGUCUACAAUCCAGGACAUGGAGAAGGAGCGGGACUUUUACUUUGGCAAACUGAGGAACAUUGAGCUGAUCUGUCAAGAGAAGGAGGGGGAGGGAGACCCCACCCUGCAGAGGAUUGUGGAUAUUCUCUAUGCCACAGACAAUUCCCAAGACGAAUAGAUGUAUUGCAGGUCCACGGAGGGGUUUGUCAUACCAGACGCUGAGUCAGAGGACCAGGAGGAGUUCUAAUGCUCGUGACUCGUUGCAGUUUUACCCUCUUCUCACCCUUUUCAUUCCCGUCCUCUCCACACAGUCACUACCCCGCCAUCCACACGUCAUAUUAUGCAUUUGGACCUUUCCGAACAAACUCCAUACUGAAUCAAUCCAUCUGCUAAAGCAUGCAUAGACACACUUCAUGUUGAACGAACUGUUUUAAUGCCCUCAGACCUCUGGCUGCCACGAUAGUCCUGUUUCUCUCCGAGGAAGAGUGUGUUGUUUCCUGUCUGUAAUAUACAAUCUCAUAUUCCUUUCCUCUUUCAGCAACUUCAGACACCUGCAAAUGUAUGUAUCUUGUUUUAAAUGUCGUCUCGGACACAUCCUCUGUAGUGAUUUAUAGGUGGCGUCUCCCCCCCCUUCCCUCACCGCUGUGGUACAUAUCUGUGAUCACGUUUAUUUAAUACCGACUGACACAAAACCGAGGGACGGAAUGACAAAAUGUGCGUAAAACCCUCUCGCUUCCUAGUUUCCACUCAUGGUUUUGGUGCUUGCUUUAGAGUAAGGCAGGUAGCAGUCACCACCGCUCCAGUCUACCCUCAGUGACUGUGCCUUAUACAGACUGUCUGGAGGGAGUGGACCCAGUCUGAUGUUUGUCUUUGCUUUGUUUUAUGGAUGUAGUGAAGCGUCGCUUUCGAGUCGGCGCGUGUACUAACACUCAGUCGUGCGCUUUGGCCUGCAGAACGCCGACGUACUGUGGCGCCACGGUUGCACGAGUUUAAAUGUUUUUAUUAUAAUUUUAUUGCUUUCGUUUUAAAGAAUUAUCCGUAUGAAGUUAGCAGCCACUACGUUGGUGGACUCGGCCAAAAUUUGAGUUGACAAGACAAACACUGCCCAUUUUCUACCUGUUUUUACUGCCUUAUAUUUAAUGCGUUUUUCUAUCCUUUCAUGCGCACUGUCUCUUCUGGCAAAUGUUUGUAAUUCAAGAUAUUAAAGUUUUAAAUUUAAGUUUUAUUGUUUCUUUUAAUUAUUUGUAGAAGCAGCCGCAGCAGAAUAUUGUUUGUUUUAGACCUAAAGCAAGAUGAGUUAUUUUAAAAUAUUGCACUCUUUCAAGACCAUUCCCCAAAUAACCAUGUCAAGCUAAUUCAAAAACACUAAAAAUAUCAUCUAAAGGAGCUUUUUAGAUGAAAGCUUUACUACUUGCUCAGUUCUGGAUUCGAUCUAUGUAGUUGCCUUUUAAGGCAAUGCUCGCUUUCUUCAUUUGUCGCUUUUAGGAGAUUCAAGAUGAUCACUGUGCCAACUCUGACUUCCUCUGCGUGUAGAUUCAUUGUUUUCAUGUGCACUGGUCAUUCUCAAUCGAUAUGAAUUUUCUGUGUAGUUCUCAAUGUUACGUUUGACAUCAAUAGCACAUGCAAAACCGGCAAUCAGAGUUGUUAUUGGUGCUAUCAACUACCUUGACCCUUAAGAACUUGCCUGCUUUUAGCUGGAUGUUUUGGUUCAUUGGGUUAGAAAUAUUGCUGCAGUUGGGUGAAUAUAACAGGAGACAAUAGGAAAACAAGUGACACUCACAUUUCUGGGCUUGCAUUGACAAAAAUCCCAUUGUAAUUUCACAUAAGCCGAACUGUUAAAUAUUGGCACAAGGUGGAUGCAAGUAAAAAUGUGGAAGGAAGUAGUUUGGAAGCAGGUAAUGUCUGUUAAAUGCAGUGAUUCACCCGUCCUCCUUUCCUUCCUUUCAAUGCUCUGUGGCCUUUAAGAACAAUCUGUAGCGAAGGUACUCAGUACAUUGUGGGCCCCGCACCACGACCAAACUGUCUCUCUCUCCCUGUUUUUUGUACUUGCAGGCUGUUAAGAGUUCCACAUUUUUAACUGAAGUCCAUUUCUUACAAUAAAACAGUAUUUACAUGUC
Labeo rohita (rohu) is the source of this 2775-nucleotide messenger RNA. It is a transcript of the gene mapre1b, whose product is annotated as microtubule-associated protein, RP/EB family, member 1b. The coding region runs from base 90 to 836 and encodes 248 amino acids. NCBI's taxonomy places the organism in Eukaryota, Metazoa, Chordata, Actinopteri, Cypriniformes, Cyprinidae. Gene Ontology annotation, biological process: spindle assembly; protein localization to microtubule plus-end; regulation of microtubule polymerization or depolymerization. Gene Ontology annotation, cellular component: spindle midzone; microtubule plus-end; microtubule organizing center. The transcript is spliced from 8 exons. Gene Ontology annotation, molecular function: microtubule plus-end binding. The record is from RefSeq and is a predicted model, not a curated record.